This is a messenger RNA of Oncorhynchus tshawytscha (Chinook salmon), 2634 nucleotides long. Its product is annotated as optineurin. Bases 155 to 1864 code for a protein of 569 amino acids. Lineage: Eukaryota; Metazoa; Chordata; Actinopteri; Salmoniformes; Salmonidae. Gene Ontology annotation, cellular component: cytoplasm; nucleus; Golgi apparatus. The transcript is spliced from 13 exons. Gene Ontology annotation, molecular function: K63-linked polyubiquitin modification-dependent protein binding. The record is from RefSeq and is a predicted model, not a curated record. Gene Ontology annotation, biological process: regulation of canonical NF-kappaB signal transduction; protein localization to Golgi apparatus; Golgi ribbon formation.
GAUACAAUGUUUACACACACUUUAUUGUGACGUUAAGACAAGGAAAUGCUGUAAACCAAUAACAAGUCAGAAGAAAACGAUACAGAAGUGUUAAGGUCUGAUCUUCAACAAGAAGUAUCCGAGUUCUUUCGAGGUGUACUUUAAUCACAUAGUGAUGGCGUCCAGCUCCCACAUGGUGAACGGGGACGUCUCCCGGGGUCCGAGCUCCCACCCCGGCCACAGCCCCACCACAGGAACCCUGGAGGAAACGCUGCAGCAGAUGAACCGCCUCAUCCAGGAGAACCGAGACCUGAAGGAGGCACUGAAGCAAACCAACGUGUCGAUGAAGGAGCGCUUCGAGGGUUUGUCUGUGUGGAGGGAGAAGCAGAGGGAGGAGAAGGAGUUCCUGGAGGAGAGGCUUGAUGAGGCGCGUGGCCGUGUGGAGGCCCUCUCCUCGCACAACCAGGAGCUUAGCAUGAAGGUGGAGGAGCUGGAGGGUGAAGGGAAGGGACAGGCCGAGACAGCCAAUCAGAAUGCAGAACUGGAGGCGCUGCAUGCCCAGCUGGUGCGUCUGCAGGCAGAGAAGAGUGACCUGGUGGCCAUGAACUCUGAACUCCAGCUCAAGACAGGUCAGGGGUCAGAGGACGACUCCUUCAUAGAGAUCAGGAUUGCUAGAGAUGAUACUGGAAAGUACCUGUAUCAUAAUGAAAGGGACCCCAGGUAUGACAUGAGUGUAUCCAGGCAGGAGUCUGAGGAGCUGACUGUCAGCCAGCUGCUCCAGUCCCUGAGGAAGGAGACCCAGAGGGUGGAGAGGCUACAAAUCGAGCUCCAGGCUACCAGAUCCAGAAUCACAGAGCUGGAGGUGAAAGAAACUAACACGGAGAGCUCCACACAGACCUCACUACUGCCAGAGGUGGUUUCCCCAGCACUAGCCAACACAGCAUGUGGUACUGAGCCAGAACCAGAGGAGGAGCCCCAACAGAACUCUGGGAAGGAGAAGCUUCUUGAUCAGAACUGUCAGUAUGUUGGACUGUUGCCUGUUCUGUGUCAGGCUGCGUCAGAGGUGGAGGAUCUGAAGGCUCAGAUGAUGACUCUGUUUAAUGAGCUACAGCAGGCUCAGAGCAAACUGGAUGAGGCAGAGGGCUUGAAGAUGAACCUGCAGGACAGAUGUAGGGAUGUGGAGCGUGACGUGGUGACUCUGAAAGCCCAGCUGGUAGAGAAGCAGGAGGUACAGAGUGAGAAUGACAGACUGAAGCUGCAGGUGGACAGUAUGAAGGCCCAGAGCCAGCUAGAGCAGAGGAAGGCUGGAGAGGAGAGGACUAACCUGACCCAGCUGAAGGAUGCCUACACCAAGCUAUUCGAGGACUACAAUGAGUUGAAGCAAGAGAGCAAGAACAGAGAGCCACUGGUCACUAAGGAGGUGGGAGACCUGCAGACCAGACUGGACGCAGCAGAGAAGGCCCUGGCUGCUAAGCAACAGCAGAUAGAUGUUAUGAAGCAGGAGAUAUGUCAGAAGGAGAAGGAACUGGAGACCAUCUCUGUGUUCCAGGCUCAGGCGGAGGUGUACUCCUCUGACUUCUACGCGGAGCGAGCAGCUCGGGAGAAGAUUCACGAGGAGAAGGAACGUCUGUUUGCUCAGCUGGAGUUUGUCAAGAAACAGAACACUCAGCUACAGGACGAGAUGGACUCACUGGGCAGGCAAUCUCUGAGCGAUAUGCAGAGAAGACACAUGCCACGUGGAGGCAACAUGCAGGGAGCCAGAGGUGGUGAUGCCAGGGACUGGCAGCAGCAGGGGAAUAUACCGGAGCACGUCUGCCCCAAGUGUAACGAGAUCCUACCAGACCUGGAUAGCCUGCAGAUUCACAUCAUGGACUGCAUCAUCUGAGCCUUCAUGAUAGUCAUCAGCAACAACAAAGACAACUGCCGCAGAUGCACCUUACUCUGAUUCUUCCUCUACUUCAUCAUCCCAUUUAUGGCAGAGUGAAAUGCAGCCUUUAUGCUCUAAAAAGUGCAUUUAUUUUGCAGUUCACGGCUAUGUUGCUCUGGUCUAUGUUUUAGAACAUAUAACUAUAAUAUAAAAUGUAUUCUUACAGUGCACAACUAGACACAUAAUUUUUUUUGUUUAGAGGGGUGAAAAACAUCCUGUAAAAUGUAUCACAUUUAAUAUACUCUUAGGUGAUAAAUGGAGAACUGGAAUUUGUAUUUUUAGUUUGGUAACUCGUUUAUUUUCUUAUGACAGCUGUCUGUCACAUAGUUUAGAAUGAACUCUUUAGCAAGAAACGACUUGGUUUAUUAAAUGCUUAUUAUGGAUUUUCGGGUGGUUUAAUUUAAUCCAGCUGUAACUCAGUUUCGAUGAAGGUUAUGAAUAGAUUAUGAUUACAGCAUAGACAUUUCCUUUUGAAUAAUUCAACAGAGGGAAGGAUGCCCAAGACAGUUUGUUGUUUUUUGUAAAUGUAUAUUGUACAUACAUUUUAUCCAUCAUCAUCAUGGUUUGUACAUUUAGAAUUAAACCUAUGUAGCCUGCAGGAUGUAUGCCUAUGCAAGGGAGUGUACUGUUUUAGCUAACUACUAACUUCUGUAUCCAGAUGGAUUCACAAAUCCUGUGACUCUGUAAAAUAAUUAUGAAAAUAUGUAAUAAAGGUUAUUGGUACAGUA